This is a messenger RNA of Zootermopsis nevadensis, 4441 nucleotides long. RefSeq names its product Limb expression 1 family member lowfat (gene lft). Gene Ontology annotation, biological process: autophagosome maturation. Lineage: Eukaryota; Metazoa; Arthropoda; Insecta; Blattodea; Termopsidae. The record is from RefSeq and is a predicted model, not a curated record. Gene Ontology annotation, cellular component: cytoplasm.
GGGGCACAUGCUAAGUAAUCGCGUCCGGUGUCAGCUAUGUACACGAUCGACGACGGGCUGGGAGGGACGGAAUCUAAGGGGGAAGGACCUUCCUAGUCUUUUUUUAGUUGUGUUCUAUUGCACUGCUUCUGUGACUGGCUGCUGCCUACCGUCUGCGUGGCGGUGAGUCAGUUGUCAGCCGGUUCGUCGAGACAAUGCACGCAUGAUAUCUGUGCAUGUUAUGUAGUAGCCCAGUUUUAUUCUCGAUGUUCACCAUGUUGCUCUAAACAAAGGGUUCAACAUGAUGGUGCUAUCAGACUUGCCGUGGGUGCGCCCGUCCUCUGCCCAUUCUGAGUACCAACAGGACGACUUCUCAAUGAGAGAGCCCGGAAGGUGCCAUGGAAAGUCUACUGAAGUUAAUGUUGUGGAGGCUCUGCAGGAAUUCUGGCAGAUGAAACAGGCACGUGGGGCAGACUUGAGAAAUGGUGCUCUGGUUAUAUAUGAAUCUGUUCCAUCAUCCAGCCCUCCAUACAUCUGCUAUGUUACACUGCCAGGUGGAUCCUGUUUUGGGAGUUUUCAGAAUUGUCCAACAAAGGCAGAGGCUCGACGCAGUGCUGCCAAGAUUGCCCUAAUGAAUUCUGUGUUUAAUGAACAUCCAUCCAGACAGAUAUCUGACGAGUUCAUCGAAAAGGCUGUAACUGAGGCCAGAGCAUCAUUCAAAGGAGAGCUUGAAGAGGCAGACAACCCAAAGACAGGUAUUGGAGCGUUCCGCUUCAUGCUGGAGGCAAACAAGGGUCGCACAAUGUUGGAGUUCCAAGAGCUGAUGACUGUUUUCCAACUGUUGCACUGGAAUGGUAGCCUGAAGGCCAUGCGGGAGCGCCAGUGCUCGCGCCAGGAGGUGGUGGCACACUAUUCAAACCGUGCGCUGGACGAUGACAUGCGCUCUCAGAUGGCAUUAGACUGGAUUGCGCGUGAGCAGGAGAAUGCAGGGGCUCUUGGUAGAGAACUUGGACAAGCAGAACGAGAGCUGGAGGCAGCACGUCUGGCUGGGAGAGAACUCCGGUUUCCAAAGGAGAAGAAGGAUAUCUUGAUGCUAGCACACACGCAAGUCAGUGGUGCAUUCCUCAGCUGAUCAUCAUGCAUACAUGCCAAACACAUACCCCAGUGCUUUCAGAGGCCUAUAUUACUCACGCCAGUGGUUCCCAGCUGUCCGCAAUUCUAGUUGUGUUGCUCAGUGGGAAACAAGUGAGGUUUAAACUUGAAUGUGAGUCACAUACAGGUAUAAUAUGCAUGAUUCCUGUUCCUGUUCCAUAUCUUUCUUUCUUCUGAAUGCCUUAGUAAAUAACACAAGUCCUACUGCUAUCAACUAAAAUCACACACACAAGAGAAAAUUGUCAGUGAAAAAAGAAAUGCAUUUCAGUUUCUCUAUCCAAUGUUUUCAUUAUUAAUACUACAAGGUUUACCAGAGAAAACUUUUAUGAAAUAAAAGUAAUUUGUUGUAUAAUUCAUGUACAGGAAAUAAUGUUAGUUUUGAAUUUUGGGAGAGAUCCAACAUGCUGCAUUAAAAGAACUUCAUUGGAAUAACAAGUGUCAUCAGUGUUUUUUUUUUAGCAUGGCAUAUUAAUUUUCUUUAAGUAAUGACACCUUUUCAUUUAAACAUUACAUGCUUUAAUCAGUACUGUAGAAUUAUACUGAAUUCCUCUUCUUCUAUGGCUCUGGUCCGUAUUCGGCCCAUGGCCUCCUCAAUUCUCCUCUUCCAUUUGGUCCUCUUGUUAGGUCCAAAACAUCUUCCUUUUCAAGGUUGUUAGCCUUGCCACCAACCCCCAACCUGGAGGACCAGGGUACCUGUCUUAGUCUCACCUCUCCCCCUGACCCUGGCAGUUUGUCAGUCAUAAUAAAACACGCAGUAGAAAUUUUUCCUUAGGAGACUGAAGAUCAUACUUUUCAGUGUCUUGGGUGCUGUGGUAAGAAGUCUGUGUUGGGAACCACAGGGCACAUAAUUUUGCUUUAUUAUGUAGGGACGCUCGAGUGGACAUAUUGAUGCUAGUCCCGCUGUGCUGUUGCCGCUUCACAUUAACACAAGCUUGGAGUAGGGUGUUGGUGUGUAUCAUAUCUAACAGACAUUGCUUGUUAUUGUUGAAUGUUUAUAUAUAAUAUACAAGACGAUUAUUAUUACUACUAUGGUCUUAUCUUUUCUACUAGUACUACAACCAUUUUAAUAAACUCUUUUGUACAAUUACCAUCAUUAGUUUUACUAUCAUUAUUAUGAGUUUUGUCUUCAUAAUGUGAUUGAAGUGUGGAAUAGAGGCACUAAGGAAGCCAGGGAAAUAGAAUUUUCCUUUAUUUACUGAUUUAAUUCACACUCAUUUUGAUUAUUAACAUAAAAAUGUAAAGCACUACUUUUAUAUUCCUUGAUCAGUUUAUGCAUAUGAACUAUACUGGCUUAUACAACAGCGUAAUCCAAUAAUGGUACCAUAGUUGAGUGAAGAAACCAAACAUUUACUGAUAUUCUUAUUUUUGAUUAUGUAUUCUUUAUAGUUUGGCUAAAAUGAUACGAAACGUAUUUCUUAAAGGGCUCUAGUGAUAUAUUAAUUGUUAGACUUUUAAAAGUAUUAGGCUUUUUGUCGUUAUUUAUGUUCCAUCUCUUAUACUUAGUGUGUUCCUAAAGUAAUAAAUAAAUUGAAAUUUAGACAACAGGUUCUCUCCUGAUUGCUCUUGAGCUAUUAUUCACAGUUAUUUUAGUUAUUAGUAUAUGUGUAAUUUUGUUAAUUUUCUUUGCAGACCUUAUAUAAUAGUUUCAUUUGUAUUUUUAUUCAAGUUAAUUGAAAUAUUUCUAAAUUAUCUGACUUACCUUCUGUGGAUUGAAUUUCAUAUUUCACCAUGAAGUUAGCAUUUCUAAGGUACAAAAGAUAAAAUUAAGUUUUUUGUGUGUCUGCAUGUCUGUAAUUUGUUUUUUUAAUUUACUUUUAACUUGAUGAAGGUGUAACAUUUCAACUCUGCUGGAGUUUCAUGCUAUAGUGUUGUUAGUUGAACACACCCAGUAUUUAGCCUUAGCUUGUGGACAUGUCACAGCAAAUCAUUGUUUUUAUAUAUGUAGUCCAAAAAGAAAAUUGUGACCAAUGUUCAGUGAUUGAUUUCUUCACAUGGCAAUGAACUCCUUGUUAUGUACAUGAAUGUUCAUGUUUCAAGUGUAUAAAUUACUCGAGGAUUUUUUUUGUAAUAGUGACAUUUUAAUUAGAAUAGUUAGCCCAUCUUUAUCCUUCUGCACCCCAGAUAGCCUGCCCUAAGAAAUAAAUUUUUCACAUCUCUUUUAACAGCUACUUAUAAAGAUAGGGUUGAUAUUAUAAAGUAAAUUAUGUAUUUAUGCUUUUUCAUUAGGAUGUGCUUCUUUUAUGUAACCAUGUUAAACAUUUGUUUUAUGUAUCUAAAUGUGAUUGUAAUUGUUAACUGAUAUUCCUCAUGUGUGACUUAUGGAAAAAUACUUUCUCUGGAUGUCACUUCCAGCUUAAACACUUCACUAAACCACAUGCUGUUCAGGACUCGGCUUUGCGACUGUAAAAGCAGAGGAAAUGUGGGUGAACUGUGAUUGGCUCACAUUCCUUACAGGUUCACAAGGCUGAGUCACAAACAGCAGUAUCACAACAUUAGUCACAGAUUGCACCAUGAUUCACCUCAAGUAAUCCUUUGCAUUGUUGUAAAGUACACUUGUGGUGGCCAUGGCCAGUUGGGUGAGAGGAGAGCUUACAGCCACACUUAUGAAUGUGAAUGGGUUAAUAAUAAAAAUGAAGCAGCCUUCACCAGUAACCGUAAAGCCAUAAAGAUGAACAUUUUUGUCUUUGUGGCCUGUGUUGAAAUUUUGGUGAGUACAUAUUCGUGGUUUUUAUGGUUAUUGUUAGAAUUAUUAUUUUUACUUUUGGUCAUAACUACUACCAACAUCUGCUGUCUCUAGUGUAUAUGUUAUAUUUGUUUUCACACAUUUAUAUACAUUUAUUUUACUUCUAGUGUUAUACUAUGGUAUAGUGGAAACUCACACAUACACAGUUUAUCCAUUAGCUAGCUUGUGAUAUCAGGACUGUUUGCUGCAUGGUCACAAUCAAAAUGGUCAUGUUUGAACUGUGUUACAUAAUGACUAAGUUUCAGGCUUGUAGGUAUCAUAUAAGUAUGUCCUAAAAUAAUUCAUACCAGUCCCUUUUUAAGUAUAUCUUGUUCUUCAUUGGUCAUUUUUAUGGUGUGUCCCAUUUUGAAAUCAGCAAGUCCUUUUUAUUUCUUGUAUAUUUGUAGUACAUCUUGUGUGCACAAAAUCAAAAGAGUUCACAUGGCACAUGGCUGCAGUCAGUGAGAACCAUUAUGGGGGAUAUUCUUGUACAUAGCUAUUUCUUGCUGUGAAUGCACUGAUCUCGUAAUUCUUCAGUGAUUGGCUCGAUGUUCUUUAUUUAAUUAAAAUAUCUUUGUACCAAUUGCA